GGUAAUAAGGGUAUUAGGGGGAGACAUGGCAGACCUGGUUCCCCAGGUAAGCAUGGUCCACCCGGACCACGCGGGCCCCAAGGACCUAAAGGAAACAAAGGUGCACAAGGAGAUCAGGGACCAUCUGGGCCUAAAGGCGAAGAGGGCCCUCAUGGACCCAAGGGAGAUCCCGGUGAAUCCAUCUCAGCUCCUUCUAUUUUGUCACCUCCAGUGUCUACGGUGGUAAACGAAACUGGUAUAGCCUCGUUGCAGUGCGAGGUUAAAGGAAAUCCAACACCUCAGGUCACGUGGAUGAAACAAAAUUCCAGUCUUCCUUUCGACAAACGAAUUAUACAAUCACGUGGUGGACUGAUGAUUCGAGAUGUGACGUCACAAGACGGAGGUGUGUACACAUGUAAGGCGAGAAAUAUUCUUGGACUCAUGACUUCAUCGGCCACUUUAACUGUUCAA
Porites evermanni is the source of this 450-nucleotide messenger RNA. NCBI's taxonomy places the organism in Eukaryota, Metazoa, Cnidaria, Anthozoa, Scleractinia, Poritidae. The record is from the annotation of a GenBank genome assembly.